AUGGCAGGUCAAUUUUCUAAGAAGAGUUCUGGCUACGGUGGUUUCUACGGAAAGUCCGCUCGUGAUGAUCCCAGGGUUUCAAACCUUUACAAUGAAGAUGACAUAGAUGAAGGUUCUCUUGGCCUUGAAGAUGAAGAUUUCGGAACUGAAAGAACAUCUGGCUAUGCUACUCGCUCGUCUGGAAACGCAAACGACUAUGGAGUAGAGAACGUUUUGGGCGACGAAGGAUAUGAAGACGAAGAUACCCUCGAUACUGGUGAUUUCGCACAAGAAGAGUCUAUCCGGGGCAAAAAUCUUGGCAAUGUUCGUGGUGGUUAUAAAGCCACUUUGCAUAAUCCCAAUACAUCCGAAAGUACCAAAAAGCAUGCCCAUGAGGUACUAGAUGAAUUGGAUGACGAGACGCAAGAUUAUUAA
Molecule: messenger RNA, 414 nt
Organism: Schizosaccharomyces osmophilus
Lineage: Eukaryota; Fungi; Ascomycota; Schizosaccharomycetes; Schizosaccharomycetales; Schizosaccharomycetaceae
Product: SOCG_02034-like, conserved protein
Exons: 1
Coding region: 1-414 (137 amino acids)
Cellular component (GO): cytoplasm
Source: RefSeq, a predicted model, not a curated record